GUCAAAGCCGAUUAGAGUUUAUCUGCUCCGUGAUUCUGUCACAGUUUGUCCACUUGAAGGAUCAUCCCUCCUCAGUCGGACUCUCCUCCCACUCUUUGUGUUGUUGCUGAGUGCAUCAUGGAUUGAUUUGAGCUUUUUAGGACUCACCUAAACAAUGAGUUGCUCUGCAGACGCGCUUCCGCAAGCAGAGCAACUUUCCGCUGCGCCACCGCGCCGCUGAGCUGCGGUGGUGGAAACUUUACGCGCAGCCUCCUCCAGUGAACCAUGGACCACCGCUGAGAGACCGCCUUCAGACGGCAGUUCCGAUCUGUUCAGACCUUCCCGUCCUCUCCCCACAGUCCGAAUCAUGCAGAAGAGCGUCCGCUACAACGAAGGACACGCGUUGUUUCUGUCGGCGGUGGCGCGUAAAGAGGGAACCAAGCGCGGCUACCUGAGCAAGAAGACGGCGGAGAACAGCCGCUGGCACGACAAGUUCUUCGCUCUAUACCAGAACGUUCUCUUCUACUUUGAGAAUGAGCAAAGCGCGCGACCUGCCGGGAUAUACCUGUUGGAAGGAUGCACCUGUGAGCGCGCACCGGCGCCAAAGCUCUCCACCACCGGGAAGGAGGCGCUGGAGAAACAGCACUAUUUCCUCAUUGUGUUCGGUCACGAUGGACAGAAACCUCUGGAGCUGCGGACGGACGAGGAGAGCGAGUGUGAUGAAUGGGUCGAGGCCAUUCAGCAGGCAAGCUAUUCGGACAUCAUUAUUGAACGUGAGGUGCUGAUGCAGAAGUACAUUCACCUCGUCCAGAUUGUGGAGACGGAGAAAGUCGCUGCCAACCAGCUGCGCACGCAGUUGGAGGAUCAGGACACCGAGAUUGAGAGGCUGAAAGCCGAGAUCAUCGCUCUCAACAAGACCAAGGAGCGAAUGCGGCCGUACCACGUUCCCCAUGAGAACGAAGACCCGGAUAUCAAGAAGAUCAAGAAGGUCCAGAGUUUCAUGCGAGGCUGGCUCUGUCGCAGGAAGUGGAAGAUCAUCGUGCAGGACUACAUUUGCUCACCACAUGCUGAGAGCAUGAGGAAGAGGAACCAGAUAGUGUUUAACAUGGUUGAGGCGGAGACAGAGUACGUCCACCAGCUCUACAUCCUGGUCAACUGCUUCCUCAGACCUCUCAGGAUGGCAGCCAGCUCCAAAAAACCUCCCAUCAGCCACGAUGACGUCAGCAGCAUCUUCCUCAACAGUGAGACCAUCAUGUUCCUUCACGAGAUUUUCCACCAGGGCCUGAAGGCGAGGAUCGCAAACUGGCCAACGCUGGUGCUGGCCGACCUGUUUGACAUCCUGCUGCCGAUGCUGAACAUCUACCAGGAGUUUGUGCGGAACCACCAGUACAGCCUGCAGGUUCUGGCUAACUGCAAGCAGAACCGGGACUUCGACAAGUUGCUGAAACAGUAUGAAUCAAAUGCGGCCUGCGAGGGACGGAUGCUGGAGACCUUCCUCACGUACCCCAUGUUCCAGAUUCCUCGCUACAUCAUCACCCUGCACGAGCUGCUGGCCCACACGCCUCAUGAGCACGUGGAGCGGAAGAGUCUUGAGUUUGCCAAGUCUAAGUUGGAAGAGCUGUCCAGAGUGAUGCACGAUGAGGUCAGCGACACGGAGAACAUCCGGAAGAAUCUGGCUAUCGAGAGAAUGAUCGUUGAAGGUUGUGACAUCCUGCUGGACACCAGUCAGACCUUCGUCAGACAGGGCUCACUCAUCCAGCUCCCGUCGGUGGAGCGAGGGAAGCUCAGCAAGGUCCGUCUCGGGUCAUUGUCCCUGAAGAAGGAAGGCGAGCGCCAGUGCUUCCUCUUUACCAAACACUUCCUGGUCUGCACACGAAGUUCAGGAGGGAAACUGCAUCUGCUCAAGCAAGGUGGAGUUCUAUCACUCAUCGACUGCACCCUGAUAGAGGAACCGGAUGCCAGUGAUGAGGAGUCUAAAGUGAGCGGUCAAGUGUUUGGCCAGUUGGACUUUAAGCUAGUGGUGGAGCCGCCUGACUCGCCCGCCUUCACCGUAGUCCUGUUGGCGCCGUCGCGGCAGGAGAAGGCAGCGUGGACCAGUGACAUCAGCCAGUGCAUUGAUAACAUCCGCUGUAACGGGCUGAUGACUAGCGUGUUCGAGGAGAACUCCAAAGUCACGGUGCCUCACAUGAUCAAAUCCGAUGUGCGUCUCCAUAAAGAUGAUGUUGACAUUUGCUUCAGCAAGACGCUCAACUCCUGCAAGGUCCCCCAGAUCCGGUACGCCAGCGUGGAGCGGCUGCUGGAGAGGCUGACCGACCUGCGCUUCCUCUCCAUCGACUUCCUCAACACCUUCCUGCACACAUACAGGAUCUUCACCACGGCAACAGUUGUCAUGGACAAGCUGGCGGACAUCUACAAGAAGCCGUUCUCUUCCAUUCCUAUCAGGGCUCAGUACCACUCAUUAGAGCGUCUGUCCAUCUCAUCCAUCUGUCCUGACUUCAGCCUGAAGAUGAAGAAGAUUAACAUGGAUCAGUCCAAAUCCUUGGAGCUUUUCUUCGCCACCAAUCAGAACAACCGAGCCGGCGAGCACACCAACGACAAGUCUCCACGUCUUUGUCGCAAGUUCUCCUCCCCGCCUCCCCUCUCCAUCCCGUCCCGCACCUCCUCACCCGUCCGGACACGUAAGCUGUCCCUGCACUCCCCCGUCACCGCCAGAGUGGGAGGACUGGACCUGAGCAGUCCGCUGACCAACUCAGCUGUCAACCACAACUCGUCCCAGUCAGCAGCCAGCAGCCCGACAUCAGCCCAGACCCCGCAGACUCCCACGCCCUCGUCCCCGCCGUCCAUCGCCUCGCCUCCUGCGAAUAGUGCCAAACAAGUGCCGGAGCCUGCCCCGCCGAUUCCCUCUCCUCCGGAUCAGAGUCCCAGCCAGACUGCCAACGGAGAGGAGAUCCUGAAGAUGGAUCCCUUCUGUGGGAAACUUCGACGAAGCAUCCGCCGAGCUGUUCUGGACUCUGUGUCGCUGGAGAAGAUCAUCCCUGAGUCUCCUCAAGGCAGCGAGGCAGGAGACAUGUCGCCAUGUCGCUCCCCAUCAACACCCCGACACCUCCGCUACAGGCAGCCCGGGGUUCAGUCAGGAGAAAACUCCCGCUGCUCCGUCUCUCCUGCUUCUGCUUUUGCCAUCGCCACUGCUGCCGCGGGACACGGCCCACCACCAGUCUUCACAAACAAUGAGAGAACUUGUGACAAAGAGUUCAUCAUCCGUCGAGCUGCGACCAACCGAGUUCUGAACGUGCUGCGCCACUGGGUCUCCAAGCACUCGCAGGACUUUGAAAUGAACGGGGACCUGAAGAUGUCGGUCAUUUGUCUGCUGGAGGAAGUUCUUCGAGAUCCAGACCUUCUCCCUCAAGAGAGGAAAGCUACAGCCAACAUACUCAAUGCCCUCUCCCAGGAUGAGCAGGACGACGCCCAGCUGAGGAUUGAAGACAUUUUACAGAUGGCCGACUGCCCGAAGGCCGAGUGCUUCGAGUCGCUCUCAGCGAUGGAGCUGGCUGAGCAGAUCACCCUCCUGGAUCACAUCAUCUUCAGGAGCAUUCCUUACGAGGAGUUCCUUGGUCAGGGCUGGAUGAAAGUGGACAAGAACGAGAGGACGCCCUACAUCAUGAAGACCAGCCAACACUUCAAUGACAUGAGUAACCUGGUGGCAUCCCAGAUCAUGACCCACACCGAUGUGGGCUCCAGAGCCAACUCUAUUGAGAAGUGGGUGGCGGUGGCCGACAUCUGCCGCUGCCUGAACAAUUACAACGGCGUCCUGGAGAUCACCUCCGCACUCAAUCGUAGCGCCAUCUACCGUCUGAAGAAGACCUGGGCCAAAGUCAGCAAGCAGACUAAAGCCCUCAUGGAUAAGCUGCAGAAGACGGUGUCGUCUGAGGGACGCUUCAAAAAUCUGAGGGAAACUUUGAAAAACUGCAACCCUCCCUGUGUUCCGUACCUGGGCAUGUACCUGACAGAUCUGGCCUUCAUCGAGGAGGGGACUCCCAACUUCACAGAGGAAGGUCUCGUCAACUUCUCCAAGAUGAGGAUGAUCUCCCACAUCAUCAGAGAGAUCCGGCAGUUCCAGCAGACGCCCUACAGAAUAGAGCAUCAAGCCAAGGUGACGCAGUAUCUUCUGGAUAAAACCCUGAUCAUGGAUGAAGACACGCUGUAUGAGCUCUCUCUGAAGAUCGAGCCCAGACUUCCUGCCUGAUGGGAAGUGUGCGUCCAGCUGGAUCCACCCUGACGGCCAACUGCCCCACAAAUCCUAACCCGUCCUUGGAGAGCAGAGUUCUGACAGAAGCGACAGAGAAUGAGAACAGAACCUGGACGAGAGCAUUCACCCGAUCGGGUUUGAGGAUUCGCUUUUGGUUGCAUGCAGACGUGUUGCUGGUCCAGGCCUCGUCAGGAUGGUGAUGUCACGCUUCCUCGACUGCAUGAAGCGACGGGAGUCAAAAGAGGAGGAGGAAAAAGAGAUGUAGCAUUUACAGAAGUGUGACAUAGAGAAGUCUGAGCCCAUGUCUCUUCGCUGUCGUCUGUGUUCUGUCGUGUGUGCACUUUUGGAGCCGAGGAAGCCAAACGUAACUCCCUCUGUCCUGCUGUUUGCUGCGUACCCUGCAUGACUUAGGGUUCGUGACUCUUCCCCACAGCGACUGUCCGAGCGUCCCCCGAGGGCGAACACAGCAACAUCAGAUACUAAACUCACACCGUCAACUGAUCAAUAGGUGCCUUUAAAGGUCAACUCCACCUUUACACUCAUAACAUUUUGCCACUUAAUAACCUUUAACUAGUUUGUCCUCCCACAAAUUAGCACUGCCAGAUCUGACGUUGGGACAAAACUUACAGCCAGUUUUCAUGCUAUUUAGUUUCAUGCCAUGGUUAGUCAUGACUGCAAACACAGAAUGAUGAGGGGCAACUAGUGACUCUUUUCCUUCUUACAUGAGGCGCCGCCGCGUCCUGAUGACGUCACUUUGUGAGUGACCGUUGACCCAGAGAGCGAAUGAGCACAGACUCGCUUGAAAAAAGACAACAAAGCACAUAGAAAGGCAGAAUUCACAUGGUCCCCGAAGCACGAUUCAUUUUCAUCACCGUAAAACGCGUCGUUUGCGACCAUUCCCCAACAAUCCUUAAUUCUAAGUUCCCUGUGGCGUCUGUCUCACGAGGCCAUUCGGCCGCAUGCUGAAACCUCCAUGUCGCAAUGUCUCCCUCUAGUGUCCAGACGUUGCCAGUGCUGCUCCAAAGCUUCGGCGCAUCUUCUCGGACUCCCGAGUGUUGGAUGUAGACGUUUGCACUCUGAGAUGUAGCUUCUGCUUGAGUGACACGAUGAUCGUUCUUUCGCUGCGCUAUAUGUGUCGUCACACACUGUUAUUUUUGUACACAACGGCGGAGGGAAUAUUUCUAAUUGUGAAGCUGUGAAUAUUGUCCUUUUUCUGCAUCCCACAUGGCUGUUAUAUUCCAGAUGUAGCAUUUUAACGACGAAGAGUUUGUUUCCUUGUGAUGAAGAUAACCGUGCUGCAUGCACACUACGGCUGCAUGUUGUGCAUGUGUGACCGGACGCUUCCCUUUCUCUCUAGCUUCUUCAGUCUCCGUGGCUUGUGUGCGAGCGUGUGAGAGUGUGCGCGCCUCACAGUCCAGCAUGUGUUGGGGAGCCACUGAGGAAAGGCUUUGCUUUCUUGAGAAAACUAUGUUUGUUAUUCCAAGUGCCAGUUUACGUCCUGGUGUGAGAGCAGUAGAGCAAUGUUUGUACUGUAACUUUCUUUUGGGAACUGUUUGUUUGUGUACUGUUAGUUUAACUUAUUUGGUUGCUUUUUUUUCACUUGUAGGUGCAGGGGAAAUAAAUUCGCCAUGCCUUACACGUGUGUGAUAAAGU
Synchiropus splendidus (mandarinfish) is the source of this 5878-nucleotide messenger RNA. It is a transcript of the gene rasgrf2b, whose product is annotated as Ras protein-specific guanine nucleotide-releasing factor 2b. Gene Ontology annotation, cellular component: plasma membrane. Lineage: Eukaryota; Metazoa; Chordata; Actinopteri; Syngnathiformes; Callionymidae. Gene Ontology annotation, molecular function: guanyl-nucleotide exchange factor activity; protein binding. The transcript is spliced from 29 exons. Bases 347 to 4222 code for a protein of 1291 amino acids. Gene Ontology annotation, biological process: Ras protein signal transduction; positive regulation of GTPase activity. The record is from RefSeq and is a predicted model, not a curated record.